Molecule: messenger RNA, 789 nt
Organism: Darwinula stevensoni
Lineage: Eukaryota; Metazoa; Arthropoda; Ostracoda; Podocopida; Darwinulidae
Source: the annotation of a GenBank genome assembly
UCCUUUAAUUUCCAAUUGGAUGAUGCCCACAAGGAUGUUCUCCUUAGAAAUGAGAAUUUGGCGGUAUGCAAGACCCCAAGCCAGAAUGAGACAGGAGACAUGAAGUUCCAGAUGGACUUCGAUUCCAGGAAAAAGGGUGAAUUGAACUUCACAUACCUGGAGGAUCCAGUCAUAUCGUAUGUCUUUUCUGGGGGAUCUCAGCAGGAUGAGAGACCCAGGACCAUCGCGUCAGGUGGAAUUCGCAUCCACGUGAUGGGAGAACACCUUCAGUCCGUCUACAAGCCAUCUAUCUGUUUUAAUGGAACGACUUUUUGUGAAGAAUGUCAAGCUGAAAACGAAACGUCCAUGCGAUGUUUGAGCCCAGCCAUGGAAGAGGAAUUUUAUCCGGCAGUCUUGACUUACGGGUUUCAACUAGAUGGUGUGAAAACCUACAGUGACAUGGGCAGUUUUUUACUUCUUCAGGAUCCUAUCUACUACAAUUUUGAAGGCGUGAAACUUCACUUAAGAGGCUAUCUCACUCUGGAUGGACACAACCUCGACCUUGGAGUUUCCCUGGAAGAGAUUGAAGUAUGGAUCGGAAAGGAAAAGUGCAAGGUGACCUCUCUGUCUAGGACCCAGUUGAUCUGCUUGCUACCAGACAGGCAACCUAGGGGAGGCUUCAAUGGAAAUCCACCUCUUCUCACUGGUGGUUGGACGAGUACACGAGUACCCAUCCUCACCAGCACUCAAGAGUACCCAAGUGACCUACUGCUUCCUCCUGCCGUACUGGAACCUCGGGAGGAGGAUUAG